Drosophila arizonae is the source of this 817-nucleotide messenger RNA. RefSeq names its product chymotrypsin-like. Lineage: Eukaryota; Metazoa; Arthropoda; Insecta; Diptera; Drosophilidae. Gene Ontology annotation, biological process: proteolysis. The record is from RefSeq and is a predicted model, not a curated record. Gene Ontology annotation, molecular function: serine-type endopeptidase activity.
CAUGGAAAGUCUUCAUCAUAGAUGGCAGUUGCUCCUUGUGGCGGUGCUUUUCUGCCUGUGUAAUGUGGAAUCUAAGCCCAGCCAAGUGGAGCGCAUUAUCAAUGGUGAAAAUGCAAAACCCAAACAAUUUCCUUAUCAAGUUUUUUAUGAUAUUGAAGUAACAAAACAAUGGAAACAGACGUGUGGUGGAACUAUAAUCGGUAAAAAGACGAUUCUGACAGCAGCUCAUUGCUUGGAUGGGAGGUCUGGCGAAAUACAACGAAUAAAAAUUUACCUUGGAGCCGUGGAUAAAAGUAAUAGCACAGAAACUGGACAACAAAUUGUGAUCGUGGAAGCUGGAAGCUACGUGAUUCAUGAAGACUGGGAUAUCAACAAAAAGAGCAACGAUAUUGCUUUAAUUAAACUACCAACUGAUCUGGAGUUCAACCAGUAUAUUCAACCAGCUGAAUUGCCAAAACCCAAUAGUCUUCAUGUAGACAAAAAUGCUAUUGUCUCCGGUUGGGGCAGAGUUAAAGGUUUCGUAAGAACUGAGCAUUUGCAAUAUACGAAUGUGAUAACAUUAUCGAAUGAGGAAUGCCAGUCUUUAUUAAGAGAAAAGAAGUUUUAUUCACAUUGGCUUUGUAUUGCGCCUGGUGAGACAACGACAUGCAGUGGAGACUCUGGUGGUCCAUUAGCGGAAAGAAACCCUGAUGGCUCUGGCACUGUGAUUGGUAUCGUAUCGUUUGGAUUUGGCCGUUGCGAUUCAAAGUUCCCGGCUGUUUUCACUCGGGUUGCAUAUUUCCUAAACUGGAUCGCUCAACACAUCAACGAGUCGUAA